CCCUCAUCAUCUGCAAGCGCCGUGGAGACUCCUACGAGGCCAAGGACAUUGUGGACCUGCAGAGCCACCAACUGAGGGAUGGUGGCCUCGGCCCUCGUGAUGGCAAGAAGACCCGUGAGCUGAAGAAGAAGUGGCUGGAGCAGUUCGAGAUGGCCCUCUCCAACAUUUUCCCUGAGCAUGCCUUGGCCGAUGGGCACGACUUCCAGAUGUUCUCCUUCGAGGACACCACGUCUUGCCGAGCCUGCCAGAUGUUGCUGAGAGGCAUGUUCUACCAAGGCUACCGCUGCAGCCGGUGCCGGGCCCCCGCGCACAAGGAGUGUCUGGGGCGGCUGGGGACCUGCGGCCGGGAUUCGGGCUCCGGCACGAGGAAGAACAAGUCGCAGCGGCCAGGCACCGAGAAGAAGCGAGGAGAGCUGGGGUUGCCCAAGAUGGAGGCCAACCGGCCCUACAACGGCAUCCCACCGCCGCCAGGGGCUCUGGGUCCCGCCCUGCGCCUCAGCCCCGGCGACGUCGUGGAGGUCACCGUGGCCGAGGUUGAGCAGCUCUGGUGGCAGGGCAGGAACGUGGCCAACGGUGACCUGGGUUGGUUCCCUUGCGAUGCUGUGAGACCCUUCAUCUGCGUGCCACUGCCGGACCUCUCCGUCUACCCCUGGUCAGUAACCGCCCCCGUGGAACGAGGGGAAGCCGAGCAGCUCCGGACGCCGCGCUCCGACGGCGCCUUCCUGGUGCGCCAACGGGUGAAGGACGCUGGCGAGUUCGCCAUCAGCAUCAAGUACCGCGCGGAGGUGAAGCACAUCAAGGUGAUGACGGCCGAGGGGCUCUACCGCAUCACCGAGAAGAAGGCGUUCAAGGGGCUGGUGGAGCUGGUGGAGUUCUACCAGCGCAACUCGCUCAAGGAUUGCUUCAAAGCCCUUGAGCUUGUGGUGCCCUUCAAGGAGCCCGAGAGUCGGGCUGGUCCCCGGCCACCCA
Molecule: messenger RNA, 969 nt
Organism: Tauraco erythrolophus (red-crested turaco)
Lineage: Eukaryota; Metazoa; Chordata; Aves; Musophagiformes; Musophagidae
Source: RefSeq, a predicted model, not a curated record